This is a messenger RNA of Lagenorhynchus albirostris (white-beaked dolphin), 522 nucleotides long. Its product is annotated as 15 kDa protein B-like. Gene Ontology annotation, molecular function: cysteine-type endopeptidase inhibitor activity. The record is from RefSeq and is a predicted model, not a curated record. The transcript has 4 exons. Gene Ontology annotation, biological process: defense response. Lineage: Eukaryota; Metazoa; Chordata; Mammalia; Artiodactyla; Delphinidae. Gene Ontology annotation, cellular component: extracellular region. Bases 1 to 522 code for a protein of 173 amino acids.
AUGGCAGGGGCUUGGAGGGCACUGGUGCUGGUGGCAGGCUUGGCAGCAAUGGCCUGUGUGGCCCAGCGCAGUCUGAGCUAUGAAGAGAUAGUCACCCAGGCCCUGUGGUUCUUCAACCAGGGGCGACAAGGACAGCGACUCUUUGGCCUGCUGGAAGCCAUCCCACCACUGCCUAGCUUGAACUCCAACACCACGACCCCGCUCAACUUCAGGAUUAAAGAGACGGUGUGCCUUUUGCUCUGGCACCGCCGACAGCCCCGAGAACGUCCCUUCAGGCCGGGCGGGGAAGAGCGGAACUGCACGGGCAUCUUCUUCAUGCUGCAGCACAUCCUUCCGUCCCUCAACCAUCCCUCAACUGCCCUGGGGACCCGGACCACGAGCGUCCGCCGGGUGAGGCGUUCUGCUGGGUCCCCUGGAGUGGACACUCCAGGAACUGAGAGCUCCCAACUGCCACAUGCAGUCAGGGACCUGUACGAGAAAGCCAAGCACGACAUCAUCACCAACAUACUGAGGAAUUUCUAG